AUGGCUAACCCGGUUAUUCGUGUUUUGUCCACUGUGGACUCUACACCGCAUGCCUUUAUCAAACCCAACAAAAAGAUCCACGAGUCGCAAGAUGUAUCGACUUUCCUGACCUCCAAAGCCUAUACUGAGAUCAUGACGUGGAUACUACAACUCAACCGAUCUAUGUUUCCACUGAAGUUGGCCGAUGACACUAUACAAACUUGGACUCUCAACAGCGAUGCGAUACAAUACUCCGCUCCGGUCCGACAAUUGCAGCGGCUUCUCUCGAAACUCGAAGAUAUCAUACAAGAAGUUCCACCAGAUACCGGCCCGCGGAGGUUUGGAAACAUAAGCUUUCGAAGAUGGUCUGAAGUCGUUGAAAGUCGCGCAUCCGACUUGCUAAAGGAAUGCCUACCGGCCGACAUCUUGGACAGGGGAUCGUUGGGUGAGGACACAACGGCGGAGACGGAGUUGAAAUCAUAUUUCUUGGGCAGCUGGGGAAGUGGCCAGCGAUUGGACUAUGGUACUGGCCAUGAACUGAGCUUUCUAGCCUUCCUGGGUGGAAUAUGGAAGCUGAAUGGAUUUCCCAACGCCGGUCCAGGAGUGGAGGAACGAGCUAUCGUGGUCGGGGUGAUCCAUCCAUACCUGGAACUUGUCAGACUACUCAUUAAGACAUACAAUCUUGAGCCUGCUGGCUCGCAUGGCGUCUGGGGACUUGAUGAUCAUUCCUUCGCCCCUUACAUCUUUGGGUCUGCACAGCUAUCGCCUGCAAUCAAUGAUACUGAUCUAACUCCCGAAGAAGGCUCACUCCCCAAUGCACCCGACCCUGGCGGGGUCGCCAAUGCAAAAGUUGUUGAAAGGGAACGCCAAACUAAUCUAUAUUUCUCCGCUAUCGGUUUCAUUUAUGAUGUGAAGAGAGGCCCAUUCUGGGAACACAGCCCCAUGCUGUUCGAUAUUUCUGGAAUUCGAGCUGGCUGGGGCAAGAUCAAUAAGGGAAUGAUCAAGAUGUACAACGCUGAAGUUCUCUCAAAAUUCCCCGUGGUGCAGCACUUCCCUUUCGGAUCCCUAUUCAGCUGGGACCGUGAUCCAAAUGCGCCUCUGCCCCCUUCCACGGUUCAUGCCACAUCUGGUCCUCAGGCACGCCCUGUUGCGCCGGAUUCUGGCCACCCUUCUGUUGCCGCUACCCGUCCUAUGCCCGGAGCUGGCACUCAGGCUCCCUGGGCUAAGCCCGCAGCAGGCGCACAGACUGUUCCCCCGAUGACCUCGACAGCAGCCCCAUGGGCUGGGGCGAGAAGAGAGGGGGCCCCAAACCCAGUGCCUAGUGGUGCGACCAGAGUUCCCUCUGCUCUUCCGGAUCCUUCAAGGAUGCCUCCAGGCCCCAUGGCACCGACGAGAGCACCUUGGUCUGCUCAGUCUCGGCCUUCGCCUUCACAAAAUGGAGAUGCCGAUGUGCAUACCAAGGCUCCCUGGGCAAAAUGA
Molecule: messenger RNA, 1458 nt
Organism: Penicillium verrucosum
Lineage: Eukaryota; Fungi; Ascomycota; Eurotiomycetes; Eurotiales; Aspergillaceae
Product: serine/threonine-protein phosphatase 2A activator
Exons: 3
Coding region: 1-1458 (485 amino acids)
Biological process (GO): mitotic spindle organization
Cellular component (GO): protein phosphatase type 2A complex; cytoplasm; nucleus
Molecular function (GO): peptidyl-prolyl cis-trans isomerase activity; protein tyrosine phosphatase activator activity
Source: RefSeq, a predicted model, not a curated record